Molecule: messenger RNA, 498 nt
Organism: Cylindrotheca closterium
Lineage: Eukaryota; Bacillariophyta; Bacillariophyceae; Bacillariales; Bacillariaceae
Source: the annotation of a GenBank genome assembly
AUGCUUCAACAACACUGGACUUCCGAGGCUACCCUGAUUCCAACUACAGGAGAUGAUUUGAACAACAGCAACAGCAGGACGAGCAAUCGUCGUCAUCAAGCGCAACAUGCUGCUGGAGCUCUUGCGAGUCGUCUCGGUUUGGAUUCAUCUUUUCUUCAACAAUGUUCGACUUCUAACUUAUCAUCUGCCGCAUUUGGGAUCGCAUCGCAAGUUGGAUCACGGGUUGGGGACGCAAUUGAGUUGAUUCAUCCUCAUCAAAAGAGAGGAGGACGAGUUGUUGUUGCAAACGAUGAUUCCAUGAUUCUUGAAACAUCCAAUACGUCUCCAGUACGAUGGAAACAAUACAUUCCCUUUGAUACCAAUCGAUUUGCAGUGGGUCGAGUGUCAGUUAGCGACUAUGAUGAGGAUUCAACAAGCAGCACCAGCAACGACCCCCAGCAGUGCGGCAUUCUUGUUGUUACUGGAUUCUGCAAGGAGCUUCACGAACUCCCCGUGUGA